This is a messenger RNA of Drosophila ficusphila, 4837 nucleotides long. RefSeq names its product E3 ubiquitin-protein ligase TRIM33 (gene mei-P26). The record is from RefSeq and is a predicted model, not a curated record. Gene Ontology annotation, biological process: positive regulation of DNA-templated transcription. Gene Ontology annotation, molecular function: ubiquitin-protein transferase activity; zinc ion binding; protein binding. NCBI's taxonomy places the organism in Eukaryota, Metazoa, Arthropoda, Insecta, Diptera, Drosophilidae. Gene Ontology annotation, cellular component: nucleoplasm; chromatin.
AAAGUUUUUUUUUUUUUUUGCCGCGUUUGAGCAAGCUUGCGCACAGAGAGCGAAAAGAGAGCAAAUUUUCGUAAGCAUGGAAAAAAAUAUGUUCUCAGUUUAAAAUUUGCGCUUCUCCUCUCGCAGCCCAGCCAGCGCUGCACUCGAAAAUAACUGUUCGCUAGCAAGCGAGAGCGGCACACAUUUAAAGUAAAAUAAAUCUAAAAGAGCGGCGCUGUCGUCCAAUUUACGUCGCCGUCUUCUUCGUCAGUGUUCGUUGUCGUUGCCUCGUUCGUCUUUCGUUUUAUUUCGUCCUCGUACAACAACAACAACCAGGAUCACCGCAACACGCAGUUUCCAAAUGCUUUAACGAUUCGUCAACCUCAAAGGAAAAAAAAAAUAAGACAAGCAGCGAAUCAACAACCAAAAACACCAAAAAAAACAAAGAUAAACCCCAAAAUAAUAAUAAAAAAAACCACCCACAAGUCAAAGGAGGCUCGCAAAAUUUUUUACAAAUUUGCAAAUACACUUUAAGUAAAAAUAAGAAAAAGGAUUGGUGUUUGUGUGUGUGUUUUGAAAGUCCUUCGUCAAAAGCUCCCCACGCUCUUUCUCCCGAAGAAACGCACUGUUGUUGGACUUAAUUUGUCGCGAAAGGAGAGACUCUUUUUGGCAUGGCUCUCUUGAAGGAGCGGCCAAAUAUUAGGGAGCACCAGCAGCAGGAUCAGCAGUAAAUAACAAAGCUUAAGGGACACAAUAGGGACGAUCAGGAAAAAGGAGGUAGUAAUCAGGCAAUAUAUAGAAGGCAGGAAACAGGAAAAAGGAAAUACAGCCCACAAAAUAAAAGGAAUCAGUUGGAUUGGAUAACGUGUACAUCUUAAACUUCAGAAGCGCCAAAAGAAAGGAUCAUGACUACUUUGGAGGAGCCUAUCCAGGCGGUGGACACGGUGGAUCCGUGUCCCCCGGGGAUGCCAAGCCUGAAGACCGUUCUCAACGACGAUGCCUCGACCUCGUCGGUGCUGGAGGACAUCGACGUGAGCAACACGAGCAGCAGCAGUUCGAGCUCGAGCAGCUCCAGCUCCAGCUCGGGCUCCUGCUCGGGAUCGGGCACGGAUACGGACACCGGAAAGGGUAGCAGCACCGUUGGCAGUCUGGACGUGACCAGCUCCUCGAGCAUCGGUUCGGCGGCUUCCAUUUCAUCGACGGGCUCCACAACCAUUGCCGGCCCGUCCGUUUUGCUGGACGACUCGAACUCAUCGGGUUUGGGCCUUGUGGUGGAUGUGGAUAGUGCCGGGAGCAGCCAGGAGCUGAGCAGCCACGGCGUCACCGAGCUGGACUCGCUGGAGGACUCGUGCAGCGGCCUGAUGGUCAAGGAUGGCGAUAAGCUGUGCAAGCUGUGCAGCUCGCGUCUCGUGAUGCCGCGCAUCCUGUCGUGCCUGCACGUCUUCUGUGAGGACUGUCUGCAGCCUCUGGUCUCGAAGGACAUGAUGGCGGCCAGCUCGCCGAACAGCUGCUCCUCAUCCUCCUUCGACGGCAGCGAGAACCAGCAUUGUGUGCCCUUCGUGCUGCUCGAAUGCCCCAUUUGCAAGCAGCUAACGUCCCUCGGGUCGAAGGGCGUCAAGGGUCUGACCUGCGACUACAUUGUGACCAACAUACUGGACCUCUCGAACCUCGAGUCGGAGCACAUUGUGUGCACCUCGUGCAAGAGCAAGGAGGAGGCCAUUUCGCGGUGCAACGACUGCGCCAAUUUCCUGUGCAACGGCUGCGACAAUGCCCACAAGUAUAUGCGCUGCUUCGAGAACCACCAUGUGGUGCGCAUCGAGGACCUGACGAAGAACGUCCACGACAAGCUGAUCAUCCACAAGCCGGUCUGCUGCAGCCAGCAUGUGAGCGAGAAUCUCAAGUACUACUGCUUCACCUGCCAGGUGCCCACCUGCAACGAUUGCCUGCUGAGCGAGCACAAGGGCAACGACCACCACUACGAGACGGCGACGGUGGCCGAGCAGGCGGUGCGCACCGAUCUCGAGCAGACGCUCCUCGAGACGCUCCGGAAGGCGGACUACUGCAACGAUGCCGGCAGCAAUCUGGGCAGCGCCCUCACGGAGCUCCAGUCGCAGCACGAUACGGUGCGUCAGCAGAUCGAGGAUGCCUACAAGAGCUACAAGCGCAUGCUGGAGGCCAUCAAGGACCAGCUGCUCAACGAGCUGAGUCGCCUACACUCGGAUCGCGAGCUCAAGAUCAUGGACCUGAUGCAGAGCCUGGAGAACAACAUGGGCAAGCUGCAGCAGGCGGCGCAGUUCGGCCAGCGGGCCAUCGAGAAGGCCAAUGCCGUGGAGUUUCUUCUCCUGAAGCCGGUGAUCCAUGCGCGUUGCCUAAAUCUCAUGGAGCAGACGCCCAAGUGCGAUGUCAACUAUCAGCUGCAGUUCGAAUCCAAGCCGGACAAGUUCGAGCAGUUCGCCAGGGAGAUGUUCGGCAAGUUCCAAACGGAACAGAGCGAGUCCAGUCCCAAGAAGCAAUCGAUGGCUCAGCAGCAGCCAAUGCAGCAACAGCAACAACAGCAAGUGCAGCAGCAGCAACAACAGCAGCAUCAGCACCAAGUGCAGCAGCAGCAGCAUCAACAGCAGCAGCAGCAACAGUUGCAGUUGCAGCAACAACAGCAGCAGCAGCAACACACUCCAAACAACUUGAUCGUGGGCCAUCGGGGCAGCUCCUCUGUCCAGGGACGCCUGAGCUCGGCUGUAUUCAGCCCCAUCUCGCUGCCCUCCUCGCUCCAGAGUUCCUUCGAUGGCGACACCAACUCGGUGAUGACUAACUUCUCAAUGAUGGACUCCCCGCCACAGCCAACUGCCCAGCAGCAAUUGCCAACGGCCCAGCAGCAACAGCAACAGCAGCAGCAGCAAACCCAACAGCAGCAGCAUCAGCAGCAGCAACAACAACAGCAGCAGCAGCAACAGGCGGCGGUGCUGCAGCAGGUGCAGCAACAGCAGCAGCAGAAGCACCAGCAACACCAACAGCAGCAACAGCAGCAGCAGCAACAGGUGCUGCACCAGCCACCUUCGGCUCAAUCGCUGCCCCAGCAGAUGGCCCAGCUGGUUGCUCCGCAGGGCAUUGUCCAGCAGGCUGGACAUGUCAAUCUGAGCACCGGACCCGGCCCGAAUAUAUCGAUCAAUGGCCUCGGAGCCGGCGGUCCGCCGCCUAGCUUCAGCAUGCUGGAGUACAACAUCUCCCGACUGGCCAGCUUGACGGAAUCGAUGCCGGACACCCUCACCGAUGCUCUGGCCGUCGGCGGCGGUGCAGCUGGACCUGGUCCGAAUGUGGCUCAAGUGCCGGGUGGCUCCGCAGUGGCCGGUGGUGCCGUCGUGGGCGCUCCUCACUCGCAUCAGCAGCAACAGCAGGCAGUGAUGCCGGCAUCGGCGGUGACGCCCUCCCAGCCAAUAACCCUGGCGGACAUUCUUUCGGGUGACCAGCGGGCGCUCAACAAUCUCCAGGCGCUGGCCAAACUGGGACUCAACAACAAUGAUGAGCUUUUGUUGAACGGAUCCUCAACGGGCAUUGAUUUUUUGUCAGAUUUCUGCAUGCCACCGGCCACCUCGCCCAGUCUGCAGACGCUCAAUCCGAUCGUGGGCGGCGUGGAGGACAUGGGCCUCAAUAACUUUCAUGCUGUGGCCACGCCGGGCACCACCAGUGUGGUGACUGGCCGGAACAAGGCCACUCCGAUGCAGAUCCGCUGCAAGUUCGGCUCUUUGGGCACCGCCAAGGGCCAGUUUAUCCCCCACGGAUUUUGCCUGGGCGUCGACGAGGAGAUCAUCGUGGCGGACACGAACAAUCAUCGCAUCGAGGUCUUCGACAAGAUGGGCGCCCUCAAGUUCCAGUUCGGAGUGGCCGGCAAGGAGGAGGGUCAGCUCUGGUAUCCACGCAAGGUGGCCGUGAUGCACAACAAUGGCAAGUUUGUGGUCUGCGAUCGUGGCAACGAGCGCUCCCGCAUGCAGAUCUUCUCCAAGUGCGGACACUUUAUGCGCAAGAUAGCCAUUAGGUACAUUGAUAUCGUUGCGGGAUUGGCUGUCACGGCAAAGGGACACAUCGUGGCCGUGGACAGCGUCUCGCCCACCGUGUUUGUGAUCUCCGAGGAGGGCGAACUGGUCCGCUGGUUCGACUGCAGCGACUACAUGAGGGAGCCCUCCGACAUUGCCAUAAGAGACAACGACUUUUACGUGUGCGACUUCAAGGGCCAUUGCGUGGCCGUUUUCCAGGACGACGGCACAUUCCUCUACCGCAUUGGCAACGAGAAGGUGACCUGCUUCCCCAACGGCAUUGAUAUAUCGAAUGCCGGUGACGUGCUCAUCGGCGAUUCCCACGGCAAUCGCUUCCACGUGGCCUGCUACUCGCGUGAGGGCGCCCUUCAGUCCGAGUUCGAGUGUCCCCACGUCAAGGUUUCCCGCUGCUGUGGCCUGAAAAUCACAUCCGAGGGCUAUGUGGUUACGCUGGCCAAGAACAAUCAUCAUGUUCUUGUCCUGAACACCCUCUAUGUUCACUGAUUGCAAAUCAAAGCGCGCAACAAUCGUCCAGCAGUCGAUAUGAACAAAUACAACUACAAAUACUCGUCGGGCAAGAUAUACGGAUGUCGACGUCAGCAGCAAGCAGUCAAUCAGCAAAGCAGCAUCAGCAGCAGUAGCAUUAGCUGCAGCAGCAACAGCAACAGCAACACCAAUAGCAACAUCAGCAUCAAUCUUCUGUCAAGGAAUCAACAACAGCAACACUGCAAUAUCAACAGCAACAGCAACGGCAACAGCAACAGCACCGGAAUUGGCCACAUAAACAACGUGGGCAACUUGAGCCUCUUCGGAAGUGGCAGCAACAUCAA